Molecule: messenger RNA, 1494 nt
Organism: Adineta ricciae
Lineage: Eukaryota; Metazoa; Rotifera; Eurotatoria; Adinetida; Adinetidae
Source: the annotation of a GenBank genome assembly
AUGAUAACAACAAUUGAACACUUUUCAAAUGAAAUCUUUCAUGAAAUCUUUGAAUAUCUCUAUGGUAAUGAGAUUUAUAAAGCAUUUUCACGACUCAACUAUCGUUUUGAACAAUUAAUUGAUGAUCCAUGUCUUCAAUAUAAAAUUCUAAUUGAUUAUUCAUCAAAUGAAAAACGAACAAAGAAAAAAUUAAAGAGAGUUUGUCAGAUGAAUAAAAAGCAAAUAUUUUGUAUUUCUAUUUGGACAUGGAUUAAUAAUACGGAAAUCAUUUCAUCAUUAGAUUUCAACUCAUCAUAUUCAAAUCUUCAACAUCUCAUUUUAAGUUAUAUCCAACCCAAUACAAUUUCUGUUGUUCUUCAUCAAUUAAUUGAAUUACCUCGUCUAUAUUCAUUAACAAUUCAAACAGAAGAUACAAUAAAAACAUUUGGUAAAAUUUAUCAAUUAGUUUUUACUUUACCAAAACUUCGAUACUUCAAAUGUAAAGCGGAUGAAGCAACAAAUGAAAUUAUUAAUAAAUCAUUACCAAUUGCUUCAUUGGAACAAUUGACUUCAAUCGAACAAUUGAUUAUCGAUCAUCCAUGUAGUUUAAAACAACUUGUUCAUCUUGUAUCCUAUACACCAAAACUUCAAUAUUUGAAAUUUUUGAAUUUAAAUGAUAAUAAUAAAAAGAAUUUCAAUUUUCUUUCUUCAAUUCAAUUGCCAAAUUUAACAUUUCUUUCAAUUCAAUCAUAUCAUACGAUGUUUGAUACAUUGGAAACCUAUGAACUCAAUGGAUUUUUUCAUUCAUUUUGGCUUCAACGACAAUGGAUAUUAGAAAUUGAAGUUGAAUGUGACGAAAUAACUUAUCUUAUUCAUCCAUAUAAAAAACGAUGGUUUGAAUACAAUGAACAGAAGGAAAUAGAUUUAUCAAAAUCUCGACAAGUUAUUUUAGAUAUUGUAUCUCCAGAAAUGUGGUAUUCAACAUUAACUAUUCAUGAUUAUAUCAAACAUAUUCAUUCUGCCAUGAAAAUUGAUCAACUUCAUAUUCGUCCAGCAAUAUUUGUUGUUAAAUUAAUUGAAAUUUUAGAAUUAUUACCUGAACUUGAUGCAUUAAAACUUUCUACAAUUUCAUUUUCUGAUCCAAGAAAAGUAACACAAGAUGAAUUUAUACAAAUGUUUUGUUUAACGAAUCAAAUACGUAUUACAAAACUUUAUCUUGGAAAAAUACGUCAAAUUCAACAUGUUUACUUUUUUCUCACAAUUUGUCCAUUGAUUAAACAACUUGAAAUCAAUAAUUUACCUAAGAAAAUGAAGAUUAAAUUAUUUCUACGAUUGUUAUUAAUACAAAUUAAGAAUCGAUCAAAAUUUUCAAAUCUUCGAUUAUUAUGUAUUCGAUUACCGUUAAUCGAUGAUAAAAUGAUACUCAAAUUAAAACAAAUGAUUCAAGAUGAAAGUUUACUGGUUGAUUUUACGAUAAAACGUAUGAUGGACAAAGUUUAUUUAGAAUGGAAAUAA